Anthostomella pinea is the source of this 1425-nucleotide messenger RNA. The record is from the annotation of a GenBank genome assembly. NCBI's taxonomy places the organism in Eukaryota, Fungi, Ascomycota, Sordariomycetes, Xylariales, Xylariaceae.
AUGAGCUCAACUCAUCUGCUUGGUCUGGCCGUCUUUCUGGGCGGCCUUUCGCUACUCGUCUAUCGUCUCAGCGGACUGGGCCGUAGACCCGGGGACUACCCGCCUGGGCCCCCUACGUUGCCAUUCAUCGGUAACCUCCUCCAGAUGCCGAAGGAGAAAGGUCACUUACAGUUCGAGAAGUGGGCAAAGCAGUACGGACCAAUAUACUCGCUCAUUCUGGGUACUCAAACACUCAUAGUCCUCUCGUCGGAACACGCCAUGAAAGACCUCCUGGAGAGAAGAGGGGCAAUCUACUCAUCAAGGCCGGAUUCUUACCUUGCCCACGACAUUCUGAGUGGAGGUCAUCGCGUAGUGCACAUGACAUACAACAAGUCCUUGAAACUCGCUCGGAAGCUUGCACGGAAAGUGUUGGACGAUAGUAUCAUCCAAAGCACAUUCCUAGCCUACCAGGAUCUCGAAAGCAGAGCGAUGCUUCUCGGAUUCUUGGAGACGCCUGAGCACUUCAGCAACCAUCUCAAGAGGUUCACUUGUUCCUUUACCACUCAGAUGGUAUUUGGCCAUCGUACCCCAGGUUCAGACGAUGCAUUCAUGAAAAAACUGUUCUAUCCAUGCGCCGCAGCCAUGUUCGCCGAGGUCCAAGAGAGUGAAGGAUUAUCCGAUGAUCGAAUGGGAUAUUUCGCCGGCUCACUUCUUCAGGCUGGGUCGGAGACAACGAUGGCCACCCUGUUGGGCUUUGUCCAGGCCAUGGUUAUCUUUCCCGAUGUCGCUCAGGCUGCCCAAGCUGAGAUAGACCGUGUGUGCGGAGACCGCCUCCCCUCUUUGGACGAUUGGGAGAGUCUAGCCUACGUCCGCGGGUGCAUCAAAGAAAGCCUUCGUUGGAUGCCUACCGCCAUUCUCGGUGUGCCGCAUAGCGUCGACGUGGAGGACAGAUAUAUGGGCUAUAGGUUCCCGAAAAAUGCAUCCGUUAUCUACAAUGUGUGGGCCAUCCAUAACGACCCCAAGAGGCAUCCGAAUCCGCGCAACUUCGAUCCCACCAGAUGGGCAGGCGAUAACCAGAAUUCCUACGAGUCUGCGCGGAACGAAGAUGUCACCCAGCGCGACCAUUAUGCCUUUGGGAUGGGGCGCCGCAUGUGCCUAGCGACGAAUCUCGUGGACCAGUUUCUCUUCCUGGCUAUCUCGCGUUUGCUCUGGUCUUUUGACUUCAAACGGGCAAUUGACGAAAAAACCAAGCAGGAGAUAAUUCCCGACAUGAACGAUCUGGCAAAAGGCUUGUUUACAAUGCCCAGCCCCUUCAAGGCCAACAUUUUGCCCCGAUACGGCGCAAGAGCUCAGCGCAUCCGGGAAGACUGGAGCAAUGCUUCAAAGGAACUAUUGGAUGAUGGUUCGCAGUGGAAGGAAAUCCCCGUGACGCCGUGGAAAGGGUGA